Aspergillus fijiensis CBS 313.89 is the source of this 1770-nucleotide messenger RNA. Its product is annotated as mRNA export factor mexA. The coding region runs from base 106 to 1653 and encodes 515 amino acids. The transcript has 2 exons. The record is from RefSeq and is a predicted model, not a curated record. Gene Ontology annotation, molecular function: protein binding; RNA binding. NCBI's taxonomy places the organism in Eukaryota, Fungi, Ascomycota, Eurotiomycetes, Eurotiales, Aspergillaceae. Gene Ontology annotation, cellular component: nucleus. Gene Ontology annotation, biological process: poly(A)+ mRNA export from nucleus.
AUGAUUGCGAUCAUGGGAGGUCUCUUGCGUCUUACUAACGUUCACUAGUCGCGGCUCGAAGGCGACGCGAUCAUCGUGUCUAUCAAGCCGGAACUGCUAAACAGAAUGCUUCAGCUCAACGGCUUUAAUUUUGCUGGCAAAAUUUUGGAAAUUGAAAAAUAUGAUGAAGCUGGGAUAGACCAGGCGAUGCUACCUGUGAACGGUAGCACGCCCACGGCCGCCGACACGAAGGCUAAGAUGACUGCUUUCCUCGCCAAGCGGUUUAACCGAGAAAACAAGCUCCUUGAUCUCUCGGAUCUACACAACGAUCCGGAUCUCAUCGCCAUGGGGAUUUUCCAAAGCACUUCAACUGAAUCCAAAUUCUUUCCUGCGCUGAUGAAGGUUUGGGAGCUGAAUCUUAGCCUGGUGUUCGACAGCCCCGCCGCGCGUCGCCGGGCGGUCGAGAGUGUCAGUCUGAGGGCCAACAAGCUUGAGAAUCUUAAGAUGGUCACCACCUUGGCGCAAGCUUUCCCAGACUUGAAAAACCUCGACCUUUCGCACAACGACUUCAAGGACGCACAGUCCUUGCUGGCAUGGCGCCAUAAGUUCGAAAAUCUCGAGCUCCUGGACCUCUCCAACACCCCUUUCAGUGCCGACCCUACGUUCAAGGACACCAUGCUCAAGUGGUAUCUCAAACUCCGAGUCCUCAAUGGUAUCGAAGUUCGGACCGCAGAAGAAUUGGCCGCACUGAAGAAAUCCCCGAUUCCUGUCCAGGCACCGUAUUUCCGGGACGAGGGCUGCAUUGCCGAGAACUUCAUUAGAGCUUUCUUCUCGGGCUACGACAAUGACCGGAACGGUUUGCUUGAUAGCGUAUACGACAACGAAUCCACAUUCACUCUUAACAUCAACACCGCCGCUCCCAGAGCCCAGCAAGCUGAUGUUGCAGCCUGGGACGCGUACAUCAAGAAUAGCAGGAACCUGCUUAGAAUCACGCACUUGACCGCAAGAAUGUCUCGAUCGCAUAACGGUGCGGACAAAAUCCGCAAGCUAUGGAACAGCCUUCCUGCCACAAGACACCCGGAUAUCGCGGCGCAUCCUCAGGAUUGGCUGAUUGAGUGUUAUCCCAUCCCAGGACUGGUUGAUCCGACCGGCCAGAGUCCCACUGGUGUUGGCGGCCUCUUGAUCACAGUUCACGGUAAAUACGACGAAAUCGGCAAGAGCUCCAAGAUUGACACGCGGAGCUUCGACAGAACGUUCGUAUUAGGCCCUGGCGGCGGCGCGGGUGGAGUGAGAGUCAUCAACGACAUCCUAUGUUGUCGCGCGUAUGGCGGUAACGAAGCAUGGGCUCCAGAAACCGAGGAAGCCGCUCAACCGGCGGCUCAACAGGCAACCCCCCAGCAGUCUAUCGAUCAGGCAGCUGUUCCUCAGCAGGUGGUGGGACCACCAGCCACCCCGGAAGGGUAUGGCAUGCCUGCCCCCGGAAAGAGUGAGACUCAAGUGCAGCAAGAGCAACUCGUAAUUCAAGUCAUGAGCCAGACUGGAAUGACCUUGCAGUAUUCCGAGUUGGCUAUCAGCGGAAAUGGCUGGGACUUGGACAAAGCUUUGCAGGACUUUGCCAAGCUCAAGGAACAGGGAACGUUGCCCCCUGAAGCCUUCCUAGCCGGAACAGUCUAAACACUCGGCACCGCCGCUCGUCAACGACAGAACGGCGGGUUCAAAUCACACUUUGCUAGAUCCCAAUGGUGUUUGCUUGGAGUUACAAUUUUGUCUUACUUUGACCUGGUCUGUUUU